AGUUAAAAAAGAAAUAGUUUUAGUGUACCUUGUGCAUUCUUUCUAAGCAGUUAAAAUUUGUUAAAAACUGAAUGUUAAUAUGACUCAAUGGAAAAUGCGUCUCAACGUUGUGAUUUUCUUAUUUGUUUCUUUGAAAAGUGUGACCGCUCAAAGUACACAAAACAUCAACGUGUUAUUCAUUAACGAAGUGGAUAACGAUCAAGCGACUCAAGCCAUUGACAUCGCCCUUACAUAUAUUCAAAAAAAUCCAAAUCUUGGCAUGUCCAUACAGCUCACAAAAGUUGAAGGCAAUCGAACAGACUCAAAAAAAUUUUUAGACACCAUUUGUGCUAGCUACACCGAUUUGAUAUCAAAGAACCAGUCACCACACAUUGUUUUAGAUACAACAAUAACUGGGGUAGCAUCGGAAACGGUCAAAUCAAUCACAUCUGCACUAGCAUUACCGACUAUUUCUGCCUCUUUUGGCCAAGAAGGUGACUUGAGACAGUGGAGAGACAUCAAUGAACAGAAAAGUAAUUUUUUGCUGCAGGUUAUGCCUCCUGCUGAUAUUAUACCCGAAGUCAUCAGAUCAAUAGUUCAGUACAUGAACAUCACAAAUGCUGCCAUCUUGUACGAUAAUUCAUUCGUAAUGGACCAUAAAUACAAAGCUCUGUUACAAAACAUUCCAACGAGACAUGUAAUAACAGCAAUAGCGGAAGAAGCAGACCGUAGGCAACAAAUCGAAAAACUAAGAAAUCUUGACAUCAAUAAUUUCUUUGUACUGGGCAGCUUAAGUUCAAUUAAAGCUGUGCUAGAAUCUGCUCCAAAGGAGUAUUUUGAGCGUAACUUUGCCUGGCAUGUCAUAACGCAGUAUAAUGGGGACAUAACUUGUAAAUGUGAUAAUGCAACCGUUAUGUAUUUGAAACCGGUAUCAGAUCCUCUGUCGAGAGAUCGAUUGGGACUACUAAAAACAACGUACAACUUAAAGAAAGAACCGGAAAUUACUUCGGCAUUUUACUUUGAUUUAGCGCUACGCUCCUUUUUGACAGUCCGAGAUAUGCUGAUUUCCGGAACCUGGCAAUCGAACAUGUCUUAUCUAACCUGCGAUGACUACGACGGAAAGAAUACACCGGAACGAGCUGUCGACUUAAAAUCCUAUUUCAUUGGAAUAACCGAACCAACUACAUAUGGAAAUUUUUCGCUAGCUACGCGCACACCAUUUAACGGUUACAGUUAUAUGAAAUUUGAUAUGGACAUUAGCUCUGUGUCUAUAUUAGGUGGUGCUUCUGUUAACACGAAAAAUUUGGGUUCAUGGACAGCUGGCCUUUCGUCUCCACUUUCAAUUGUUGAAACUGAAGACAUAAAAAAUUUAACAGCCGAUGUGGUCUAUCGCGUUUAUACAGUUGUGCAAGCCCCAUUCAUUAUAAAAGAUCCUGCAGCACCGAAAGGCUACAAAGGCUAUUGCAUCGAUUUAAUGAAUGAAAUAGCCAAAUACCUGAAAUUUGAUUACGAAAUAAAAGAAGUUGAAGAUCAACGGUUCGGUAAUAUGGACGAGAAAGGGGAAUGGAAUGGAGUCGUUAGGAAAUUAAUCGAUAAGCAAGCAGAUAUUGGAUUGGGUUCAAUGUCGGUAAUGGCUGAGCGCGAAACUGUUAUAGACUUCACAGUACCUUAUUACGAUUUAGUUGGAAUUACUAUAAUGAUGCAAUUGCCCAGUUCGCCGAGUUCUCUUUUCAAAUUUUUAACUGUCUUGGAGACCAACGUGUGGUUGUGCAUCUUGGGAGCGUAUUUUUUCACCAGCUUUCUUAUGUGGGUCUUUGACAGAUAUAGUCCAUAUAGCUAUCAAAAUAAUCGUGAAAAGUACAAAGAUGACGACGAGAAACGAGAAUUCAAUAUAAAGGAAUGUUUAUGGUUUUGCAUGACAAGUUUAACACCGCAGGGUGGAGGCGAGGCUCCAAAGAACUUAUCCGGCCGAUUAGUUGCAGCAACGUGGUGGCUUUUCGGAUUUAUUAUAAUUGCUUCUUACACAGCGAACUUAGCCGCUUUUUUGACAGUAUCCCGUCUCGAUACACCUGUUGAAUCCCUAGACGAUUUAGCUAAACAAUAUAAAAUUCUCUAUGCCCCAUUGAAUGGAUCAUCCGCAAUGACUUACUUUAAAAGAAUGUCGGAUAUUGAGGGGAGAUUUUAUGAAAUCUGGAAAGAUAUGUCACUAAACGAUUCGCUUUCGCCGGUUGAACGUUCUAAAUUAGCUGUGUGGGACUAUCCUGUUAGUGAUAAAUACACUAAAAUGUGGCAAGCGAUGCAAGAAGCUGGACUACCGAACACUUUGGAGGAAGCUGUGGCUCGCGUUCGAAAUUCUACAUCAGCUACAGGCUUCGCGUUUCUUGGAGAUGCAACUGAUAUCCGAUACUUGGUUCUUACAAACUGUGAUCUGCAAAUUGUGGGCGAAGAGUUUUCACGAAAACCGUACGCAAUCGCUGUUCAGCAAGGUUCUCCUCUUAAAGACCAAUUUAAUAAUGCAAUUCUGAUGCUAUUGAAUAAACGUCAGCUAGAAAAAUUGAAAGAGGACUGGUGGAAGAAUGAUGAAUUUCAAAAAACAUGUGAAAAACCCGAAGAUCAAAGUGAUGGCAUUUCAAUUCAAAACAUUGGUGGCGUUUUCAUUGUUAUAUUCGUUGGCAUAGGAAUGGCAUGCAUAACCUUGGUCUUUGAAUAUUGGUAUUACAAGUACCGAAAGAAUCCAAAAAUCACUGAUGUUGCGGAAGCUGAAAAUCGAUUGAAAAAUGAUAAUCCCAAUGGUUACGAGAAGCAAGAAAAGGGAUUUUUGAAAAAUGCAUUACUACGAACACGAACACAGCAACAAUUUCCGACCGGAUUCAGAUCCAAGUUCUAAUUGAAGAAUAGCUAAGUUUAAAGUUUUGAUGAAAAUGGGUAACUGACAAAGAUUUCUUUAAUGCAAACAAAUAUAUUUAAGGUGACUGAAAGUGGCACAAAAACAUCAUAAAUUUUUCAACAACAAUGUCCGAUUGAUUUUAGAAAAGACCUAUAUAUCGUUUAAGCUUUUGAUUUUGCGCUAGUUGAUCAUAGACAUCUAAAAUUUCAUUAAAUACUAGAAAAAUAAUGGACAUGGUCCUUUCUGUAUUAGUUUAGCGUUGAUCUGAUCCUAAGGUGAAGUCUAUAAAAUCGCACAAAAUCACUACUUGAAUCAAAAUAUUAUUGGAAAUUAUGCCUAAUUUCUAGAAGAAUUUUUUUCAACGUUACAGCUAUUAAAAGAAUUUUUGUGCACCGGGCAACUGAAAUACGACACAUUUUGCCUUGAUUUUUCGUUAUGAAAUGUCAGGUUUUCCCAACGAUAUAUCGUGCGGGAAAAAAUUCAAACGAAUUUAAUAUGGUG
This is a messenger RNA of Bradysia coprophila, 3367 nucleotides long. It is a transcript of the gene Ir25a, whose product is annotated as ionotropic receptor 25a. Gene Ontology annotation, cellular component: membrane. Gene Ontology annotation, molecular function: signaling receptor activity; ligand-gated monoatomic ion channel activity. The record is from RefSeq and is a predicted model, not a curated record. Gene Ontology annotation, biological process: monoatomic ion transport. NCBI's taxonomy places the organism in Eukaryota, Metazoa, Arthropoda, Insecta, Diptera, Sciaridae.